Messenger RNA from Aspergillus chevalieri, 1560 nucleotides. RefSeq names its product putative MFS transporter. Gene Ontology annotation, biological process: transmembrane transport. The transcript has 4 exons. Gene Ontology annotation, molecular function: transmembrane transporter activity. Lineage: Eukaryota; Fungi; Ascomycota; Eurotiomycetes; Eurotiales; Aspergillaceae. The record is from RefSeq and is a predicted model, not a curated record. The coding region runs from base 1 to 1560 and encodes 519 amino acids.
AUGGCAUUCUUCGGGAUGCAGCCGUCACGAGCGGUUGGUGAGAUUGAAGAGUCAAAUCCAACUAGCAAGCCCAACAUUGACCUUAUAGAGAGUGCAGAGACGGGCAUGCCAGCUACCUAUGUCGAGACAGUGGCUGCCCGGCUCUCCAAGGGUCAUCGGGAUUAUCUGAUUGAGCGCCAUGGAACGUUGGAUCUAGAUCCUGUUCCGGAAAUGAGUCCUACGGAUCCCUAUAAUUGGCCUACUUGGAAGAAAAUGAUGAACUUGAUUCUAGUUGCCCUCCAUGCAUUAAUGGGAACCUUCAUGGCCAGCGCGGUUAUCCCAGCAUAUUCAACUAUCGCCGAAGACUUCGGUGUCUCCUUGCAGAGAGCCAGUUAUCUCACAUCACUACAAAUCGCGAUUCUGGGAGGCGCACCGCUGUUUUGGAAACCCUUGUCCAACCGAUUCGGUCGUCGUCCCAUUUUCCUGUUAUCCCUGAUAUGCAGCCUGGUCUGUAAUGUAGGGUGUGCCAAGAGUCCCGAUUAUGCGUCAACCGCUGCAUGUCGAGCGUUGGCGGCGUUUUUCAUCUCUCCAGCGUCUGCUAUUGGCAGUGCCGUGGUAAUGGAAACAACCUUCAAGAAGGAUAGGGCACGGUACAUGGGGGUCUGGACCCUGAUGGUUACACUAGGAGUCCCUAGUGGGCCGUUCAUCUUUGGGUUUGUCGCCUAUCGAGCAGGGUAUCGGUGGAUCUACUGGGUACUUGCGAUGAUCAACGGCGGCCAAUUUAUCCUGUACCUCUUCUUCGGACCCGAGACGCGUUACGUGGGCAAUGGUGUCGACCGUCAAAUCAACUGGAAGACGGAAUACCUCUAUAUCAGGCGCAUCGAUCCAACACCAUUCUCAUGGCAAGAAUUUAUCAGGCCAUUAACAAUGGCCAAACAUCCAUCCAUUCUCAUCCCCGCUGUGGCGUACGCCAUGGUCUUUCUCUUCGCCAGUAUCCUCUCGACUGUUGAGAUCCCAAACCUGCUCCAGGAGAAAUUUAGUCUGAACGAAGAGCAAGUCGGGCUGCAGUUCCUGGGAGUCAUAAUCGGCUCCAUAAUAGGCGAGCAGGUAGGCGGUAUCAUGUCUGACUUCUGGAUGCGCCAGCGAGAACGCCGACUCGGACGCAAAGCAGACCCUGAGUACCGGUUGUGGUUGAGCUACUUUGGCUUCUCCCUCGCCAUUAUCGGUCUGGUUGUCUUCCUUGUCUGUACACAGACAGCACCCAAUGGCCAUUGGCGGGUGACGCCCAUCGUUGGCACCGCUAUAGGGGCUGUGGGAAACCAGGUUAUCACCACCGUGCUGGUCACAUAUGCUGUUGACUGUUUUCCAGAAGAGGCAGCGUCCGUUGGUGUUUUCAUCACGUUCAUUCGUCAGAUUUGGGGGUUCCUUGGGCCUUUCUGGUUCCCGUCAAUGUUCGAAAGUGUUGGCAUCGCAGCGAGUUCCGGAGUUGGUGUUGCUCUUAUAGUUGGUGUCAGUGCAGUCCCAACUAUUUUCUUGCAUUGGAAGGGGCGUGUUUGGCGUAAGGAGAAGACGGAUGUCUAA